Messenger RNA from Culicoides brevitarsis, 487 nucleotides. RefSeq names its product histone H3. The coding region runs from base 37 to 447 and encodes 136 amino acids. Gene Ontology annotation, cellular component: nucleus; nucleosome. The record is from RefSeq and is a predicted model, not a curated record. Gene Ontology annotation, molecular function: protein heterodimerization activity; DNA binding; structural constituent of chromatin. NCBI's taxonomy places the organism in Eukaryota, Metazoa, Arthropoda, Insecta, Diptera, Ceratopogonidae. The transcript has a single exon.
ACAAGUCGAGACUACAAAUCUUUGAUUAAAAAAAAAAUGGCCCGUACCAAGCAAACUGCCCGUAAAUCCACUGGAGGAAAAGCUCCCCGCAAACAAUUGGCAACCAAGGCUGCCCGCAAAAGCGCACCAGCCACCGGUGGAGUCAAGAAGCCUCAUCGUUAUCGCCCCGGUACCGUCGCUCUUCGUGAGAUCCGUCGUUACCAAAAAUCGACUGAGCUCUUGAUCCGCAAAUUGCCUUUCCAACGUUUAGUCCGUGAGAUCGCUCAAGAUUUCAAGACUGACUUGCGUUUCCAAAGCUCUGCCGUCUUGGCUCUCCAAGAAGCUAGCGAAGCCUACUUGGUUGGUUUGUUCGAAGACACCAACUUGUGCGCUAUCCAUGCCAAACGUGUCACCAUCAUGCCAAAGGACAUCCAAUUGGCUCGUCGUAUCCGUGGAGAACGUGCUUAAAUUACAUCGAUCUUGACAACAAACUUUGCAAACGGUCCUU